AUGGAGCCCCGGGCAGCCGCGGCGGGGUCGCCCGAGCCUGCGGCGGCGUCCUCCUCCUUCCAGGCCCGGCUCUGGAAGAACCUGCAGCUGGGGGUGGGCAAGAGCAAGGGCAGCGGGGGCGGGCGCGCAGGGGGCCCAGAGCGCCGCACUGCGGACACCCCAUCGCCCUCCCCGCCACUCCCGGGGGGCAGGCGGGACGCACUGGCCGGCGUGGGUGGCGCGGGCAGCAGGUGGAGCGGCUUCAAGAAGCGCAAGCAAGUGCUGGACCGCGUCUUCUCCUCCUCCCAGCCCAACCUGUGCUGCUCCUCGCCGGAGCCUCUCGAGCCCGGCGGCGCCGGCAGAACCGAGCAGGGGUCCACCCUUCGCCGCCGGAUCCGUGAACAUUUGCUCCCCGCGGGAAAGGGGCCGGCGACGACCGCCGGAGCAGCGGGAGGGACGCCUCCUGGCGGACGCUCCCCGGACUCGGCUCCCUCUUCGUCCUCCGCCUCAUCCUCCCUGUCCUCUUCGCCCCAGCCGCCCGCGAGGGGGGACCGCGCCCGAGAUGAGGGUGCACGGCGUCGGGGCCCCGAGGCGCACUUGUGCCAUCAAAAGAGUUCAUCCCUGCCGGGCACUGCCUGCCUGGAGCAGCUGCUGGACCCGCCGCCGCCUCCCGCAGAGUCAGCUCAGAGCCCCGUGCAGCCGCGGACCCCGGAGAAGGGCGAGGAGCUCGGCAGCAGCCAGAAAAUAAAUACUGCUGGAACCAGUAAUGCAGAUGUCCCCUUGGCUGAUCCCGGAAUGUACCAAUUGGACAUUACGUUAAGAAGGGGUCAAAGUUUAGCUGCCCGAGAUCGAGGAGGGACAAGUGAUCCAUACGUGAAGUUUAAAAUUGGAGGAAAAGAAGUGUUUAGAAGUAAAAUAAUACACAAGAACCUCAAUCCUGUGUGGGAGGAGAAAGCUUGCAUUCUUGUUGAACAUCUGAGGGAACCCUUGUAUAUCAAGGUAUUUGACUAUGAUUUUGGACUACAGGAUGACUUUAUGGGCUCGGCGUUUCUGGAUCUCACACAAUUGGAGUUAAACAGGCCCACAGAUGUGACCCUAACAUUGAAAGAUCCCCAUUAUCCUGACCAUUACCUUGGAAUCAUUUUGCUGUCCAUCAUCCUUACCCCUAAAGAAGGAGAACACAGGGAUGUGACAAUGCUAAUGAGGAAGAGCUGGAAAAGAUCAAGUAAGGAUCUCUCAGAAAAUGAAGUGGUUGGAUCUUAUUUUUCUGUGAAGUCUUUCUUUUGGAGGACGUGCGGCAGGCCUGCUCUUCCUGUCCUGGGCUUCUGCAGAGCAGAGCUUCAGAGUAAUUAUGACCAAAAUGCACAAUUUCAGACCCAAAGUUUACGUCUAUCAGACGUACACAGAAAAUCACAGCUUUGGAGAGGAAUAGUCAGCAUCACGUUGAUUGAGGGACGAGACCUCAAGGCAAUGGAUUCAAAUGGGUUGAGUGACCCCUAUGUGAAGUUCCGGCUUGGGCAUCAGAAGUAUAAGAGCAAGAUUAUGCCAAAAACUUUGAAUCCACAGUGGAGGGAACAAUUUGAUUUUCAUCUCUAUGAAGAGAAAGGUGGGAUUAUUGAUAUCACCGCCUGGGACAAAGAUGCUGGGAAAAGGGAUGAUUUUAUUGGCAGGUGCCAGGUGGACCUGUCGGCCCUCAGUAGGGAGCAGACACACAAGUUGGAGUUGCAGCUGGAAGAGGGUGAGGGUCACCUGGUUCUGCUGGUCACCCUCACAGCUUCGGCCACAGUCAGCAUCUCUGACCUCUCCGUCAGUUCCCUGGAGGACCAGAAAGAACGGGAGGAAAUCUUAAGGAGAUAUAGUCCAUUGCGGAUAUUUCACAACCUGAAAGAUGUGGGAUUUCUCCAGGUGAAAGUAAUCAGAGCAGAAGGGUUGAUGGUCGCUGAUGUCACAGGUAAAAGUGACCCGUUUUGUGUAGUUGAACUGAACAAUGAUAGGCUGCUGACACAUACCGUCUACAAAAAUCUUAAUCCUGAGUGGAACAAAAUCUUCACAUUCAACAUUAAAGAUAUCCAUUCAGUUCUUGAAGUGACAGUUUAUGAUGAAGAUCGGGAUCGAAGUGCUGACUUUCUGGGCAAAGUUGCUAUACCAUUGCUGUCUAUUCAAAAUGGUGAACAGAAAGCCUACGUCUUGAAAAACAAGCAGCUGACAGGGCCAACAAAGGGGGUCAUCUAUCUUGAAAUAGAUGUGAUUUUUAAUGCUGUGAAAGCCAGCUUACGAACAUUAAUACCCAAAGAACAGAAGUACAUUGAAGAGGAAAACAGACUCUCUAAACAGCUGCUACUAAGAAACUUUAUCAGAAUGAAGCGUUGUGUCAUGGUGCUCGUAAAUGCUGCAUACUAUGUUAAUAGUUGCUUUGAUUGGGAUUCACCCCCAAGGAGCCUCGCUGCUUUUGUGCUCUUUCUCUUUGUUGUCUGGAACUUUGAGCUCUACAUGAUACCACUGGUUUUGUUGUUACUGUUGACAUGGAACUACUUCUUGAUAAUAUCAGGGAAAGAUAACAGGCAACGUGAUACAGUAGUGGAGGACAUGCUGGAGGACGAGGAAGAAGAAGAUGACAAAGAUGACAAGGACAGUGAAAAAAAGGGAUUUAUAAAUAAAAUCUAUGCCAUCCAGGAGGUUUGUAUCAGUGUCCAGAACAUCCUAGAUGAAGUGGCUUCCUUUGGCGAAAGGAUAAAGAAUACUUUCAACUGGACUGUCCCAUUCUUAAGCUGGCUGGCCAUUGUAGCCCUCUGUGUGUUCACAGUCAUCCUGUACUUCAUUCCACUGAGAUACAUUGUCCUUGUCUGGGGCAUCAAUAAAUUUACAAAAAAGCUUCGGAGUCCAUAUGCAAUUGAUAACAAUGAACUACUUGACUUCCUUUCCAGAGUCCCUUCAGAUGUACAACUGGUGCAAUACCAAGAACUGAAACCAGAUACUUCUCAUAGCCCAUGUAAAAGGAAGAAAAACAAUCUUGGCUAGCCAGCCCCCAGCACUGAGGAGACCAGCAUCUGUUUGGGAAGAUAAAAGAAAAAGCCUUCAGCCUCUGCAGCAUUUCCUUUCUUCCUGCUUUUUAUUUAUUUUGCCUUUUUAUCAUGAUCGAGAGAAUUUGUAAAUAGUGUACAAGUGUACCUCAUGUCUUUGAAAAUAUACUUCCGUUGUACAGACUCAACUUGAUAAAGGUUUAGCUGUUGCUGUGUGAAAGCCUUGUUGGCUGUGGAUAAUAACACACUGGAACAACAAAUAGAAGAAUGGUAAUGUUGGGAGAUAGAUAUACACUUCUCUAAUUACAAGUGGAAGCACCAGAAUAUUGCAUUAAAUGCUCAGCUGUGCCCUGAUUAAAUCUACAUAAAACAUAAAUGUCAUUUUGAUUUUUAAAGUUUUUUUUUAUGUGACUUUUUUAUCUGAAAAGUAAUCCAUUACAAUUUUCUAUGUUUUAUACAUUUCAAAAGGGAAGGGGGGAAUCCCAAAAUCUGAAUUAUGGAACAGAUGCAUUUCAAUUUAACUUAGAUUCUGACUUCAGAUCCUGAAUUUCAUUCCUGUGCAAAUUACUGAGAUAUGACUCAGCUUAUUUUAAGCUAAUGAGUGAAGGUACAUUCACUGUCAAGAUAAUCUUCCACACUCUACAAAGAAACCUUCCAAACCUUCUAUCAUUCCAUCUAAAACCUUAAAAUCUCUACAGGAUUACACAUAAAUACUGCCAGGUUUAUAAAUGAUUGCCUAUCUGAAUUUUUAUACCUACCACUACUUUAAUUUGUACCGAGUUAGCAAGUUAGCAACCCAGUUCAGUUGUCAAAAAUACUAGCAACCUAAAUCCGUGAUGCUUUUGGUGUCUCUGUGCCUCUAAAAAUAUUUAAUACUUGUGUUAUCACACACACAAAAAGUAUCUGCUUUCUCAUAGAUUACUGAAAUGCUUUAAUGCAUAGUAUGAUUUUUGUUAGUGUGAAUUUUAAUGUAAAGAAUGCUAGUGUGCUAAGUGAUAUGCCAGUGUUUCAUUAUAUUCAUUUAUAGAAAAACUAAUCAUUCUUGAUAAUAUGAAUGCAUGAAACCUAUUUUGUAAAAAACAAAAACAAAAAAACAAAAAAAAACUGCUUAUGGGGAGGGGGGAGUUUGCCUUUAAAAAAAUGUUUCACUACUUUCCAUAGAAUCUAUACUUAAAAAUUGCAUUCCCAAAACUUAACUUAUGGUAGUUUUUGUACCUAGCUCCCUGAUAAAUGAAGGGAAUAUACCUCUGGAGAGAGAAAUAAUUUGGUGAGAACGUUUUACUUCCUUGAGUGGGUAGGGGAUUAAGCUUGGCUAAAAAUGCUGUAGAAAAUGUUUUGCACUACUUAUAUUAAUAGACUGGGAUAGGGUGAAGGGGGUGGGUGGGUUAUGAUG
Messenger RNA from Callorhinus ursinus (northern fur seal), 4392 nucleotides. It is a transcript of the gene MCTP1, whose product is annotated as multiple C2 and transmembrane domain containing 1. Gene Ontology annotation, molecular function: calcium ion binding. Lineage: Eukaryota; Metazoa; Chordata; Mammalia; Carnivora; Otariidae. Gene Ontology annotation, biological process: regulation of neurotransmitter secretion. Gene Ontology annotation, cellular component: synaptic vesicle membrane. The record is from RefSeq and is a predicted model, not a curated record.